This is a messenger RNA of Polyodon spathula (Mississippi paddlefish), 2044 nucleotides long. Its product is annotated as MORN repeat-containing protein 3-like. The transcript is spliced from 7 exons. NCBI's taxonomy places the organism in Eukaryota, Metazoa, Chordata, Actinopteri, Acipenseriformes, Polyodontidae. The coding region runs from base 125 to 841 and encodes 238 amino acids. The record is from RefSeq and is a predicted model, not a curated record.
UUGCAUGCUGUUGUCAGCGGUGUGUUUGGUCAACGCAAUCAGGUUUGAUCCCUAACUGAAGUGACCAGGACUGGAGUUACACCAACUAAUUUAAUUGCUGCCCAGUGAUCUGCACCAGUGAGUCAUGCCUCACUUGAAGACAACCAGGAAGCCCCCGCCUCUUUGGAAAGAAUGGGACAAAAAGGCACAGAAAUGUGGCGUGAGACAUACUGUCUAUUCAGUGAAUGGGGAUGAAUACACAGGCGAAUGGCUGGACAACAAGAAGCAUGGAAAGGGUACGCAGGUUUGGAAAAAAACUGGAGCCAUUUAUGAUGGGGACUGGAAAUGUGGAAAUCGAAGUGGUUUUGGGACCUUCAGCUUACCUGACCCUGUAACUGGAGAGUAUGUUAAAGUGUAUUCAGGAGGUUGGAAAGAUGACAUGAAAGACGGGUUUGGAACUUACUUUUACUCUGAGACGGAGCAUUAUGAAGGAGAGUGGAAGAAAGACAAGAGAAGUGGCUGGGGCAGAAUGUAUUAUGGAGACGGUGGUAUAUCUGAAGGAGAAUGGCUUAAUGACAAACUUGAUGGCCAGGGAAUGUUUAGACUGGCCAAUGAGAACAGGUAUGAAGGCUCUUGGAAGAAUGGGAUGAAACAUGGCCCUGGCAAGUUUGUCUACCUGGACAAGGGUCAGCUGUAUGAAGCAGUGUGGGUAGAGAACAUUGCAAAGUGUGGAAAAAUGAGUGACUUUGGAAGAGAAGGGGCUCCAGCAGCUCCAGUUUAUCCAAUCCCAAAGAUACACCUGUUGGACCCCGAAGCUGUUUUAAAGGACGCUCGAUCAACGCUUCCAAUUGAAGAGGACUGAAUCUUUUUUUUUUUUUUUUUUUUAAAUGCUCACCUGCUGCAUGUUCAGACUGCCUCCUUCUUCCCUUCCAGUAAACAUGGUAACAAAAAGUAGGGUCAUGCAUUACAUAGUGUACUGUUCCUUAUUCUUAACCAUGUUGUAGUGUCAGCAGGACUAUUGCGGUAUGAUGUAAACACAUACUCUGGAAAAUAUUUCUGGUUCUUUCUUUGACUGUGCAGCUUUAAGCACAUGUUCAACCCUUGCAGAAAUUAGCAAAUUUCCCUCCCUUAAGACAAACUUUUUUCAAACCUUGUUGAGCCACAUUUUCUUCUGCGAUUUAUAUCACAGGGUGUGGUUUGUGUUAUAAUGUAUUUGCUCAAUAUUUACAAAACUGUCUGGAUUAAAUGAGCCUAUUGAACUGCAGUACUGACUAUAAAGGUUAUGGCUAUGCCUCCUAUUUUUCUUAAUGUCAUUCUCAUAAGGACCGCUCCACCUAAACAAAAUAAACACAGCAAAGAAAAAAGGCCUAUUAUAUUAAAAUGACAAGCAUGCUAGCAGUGAAAAUGUGACAAACAUAUCUUCAGAAUCACGUUUCAGCAUAACUGCAUCAGUGUCUUGUAGAGCCGCUAUCUCCCUGUGGCCAGAUAUACAGCCCCAGCCAGUAAUAACAGUUAAAAUGCAUGUACUAGAAUAGUUGGGGUUUAUCCACGACAGUAGCAGAAACUUGAACAAAAACAGACUUGCAAGUCAUACAAAACAUACAUUUAAAUAUCAGCCUUGUUUUGCUGGUUUCCUUUUGGCACGUUAGCAAUAAUUUAAUGAUGCAGUUGCAGUUAUAUCACACUCAUACGUUACACUUUUUUUCAGUUAGAAAACAUUUAAGACUACCCAAAAUGUAUUACAAUGGUCAGCAUUUCUGUUUUGUAAGAAAAGUGCAAUUAAAACCUGCACAGCCACCCAGUGCACAUGUUUAAAUGUACAUCAUGUUUUACAUACCAAAUAAACCUCAGCAGUAUGAUAAAUGCUCAACAUAACUUAUUCCAUACUGGAGUGAGAAGCUUUGAAAACAACAUUGUACACGUUCAAACAAUUCCACCGUUAUGGAAGUGCAUGCAGUAAUCACCACUCUUUUUGUUCUUCUUGCUGAUUUCAAAAGAAAAAAAAAACAACAAUUCAAAAUCAAUUGAAAACAGCUGCAAAAAAAAAAAAAAAAAAAAAAAACAG